AGGAAGGCAGCUAGAGUGGGGGCUGCUGCUGAAUUUAAUGUGGGGGGCUAUAUGAGGAGUGAGGGAUCUCCUCUGGCCCUGAGCUGAGCAGCAGAGCAGGAGCACUUACCCUUCUUCCUUGUUCUUCCAGGGCACAGUCCUCAGGAUGUUCCGGGGGGAAUAGAAGCUAGAACCAGAGCCUCUCACCAGUUCCCCCCAAUAAUGGGGCUCCCAAUGAGUCAUCUGCUGGCUGGCCUAUGUGUAUGUGUGGCCUUGAGCUGGGGAGGGAGUUCAGCCCCCAACCUGGGCCCUGCUGAGCUGGAGCAGAACCAUUACCUAGCCCAGCUGUUUGGCCUGUAUGGGGAGAAUGGCACGCUGACUGCAGGGGGCCUUGCGAGGCUUCUCCACAGCUUGGGGCUAGGCCGAGUUCAGGGGCUGCGCCUGGGACAGCAUGGGCCUCCGGUUGGUCGGCCUAUACCCCCAGCUGAAGACAACUCCACACACAGGCCACAGGACCCCAAAUUGAAUGUGGAUGUCUGGGCAGAACUGCCUCUGAGUCCCUCGGAGUGGGGUGACCUUGAGGAGCCAAAGGCCCCACCACCACCCCAUGGGCCAGCCCCCUCGGGCCUGGACCUCUUUCACAGGCUCCUGCUGCUAGACCAUUCGCUGGCUGACCAUCGGAAUGAGGAUUGUCUGAAUGGCUCCCAGCUGCUGGUCAAUUUUGGCCUGAGCCCUGCUGCUCCUCUGACCCCUCAUCAAUUCGCUCUGCUGUGCCCAGCCUUGCUUUAUCAGAUCGACAGCCGUGUUUGCAUCCAGGCCCCAGUUCCAACCCCCCCAGGGGAUCUACUAUCUGCCCUGGUUCAUAGUGCCCUGGCAGUCCUACUGCUGAGCCUCCCUGCUCCCCUCUCCCUGCUGUUUCUUCGACUCCUGGGAUCUCGCCUACUGCGGCCCCUGCUGGGCUUCCUGGGGGCCCUGGCUGUGGGCACCCUUUGUGGGGAUGCACUGCUUCACCUGCUGCCACAUGCACAAGGAGGGCAUCAUUCUGGACCUAGCGGGCAACCAGAGGAAGAACUGGGUCCAGGGCUGUCGGUGCUUGGCGGUCUCAUCCUGCUCUUCUUGCUGGAGAACAUGCUAGGGAUUUUGCGGCGCCAAGGACUCAGGCCAAGAUGCUGCAGGCGAAAAAGAAAGGAUCUCAGAACACCAGACCUGGACCCAGAGGACGGCAGUGGGAUGGCACUUCAGCCCCUACCAGCAGCUCCAGAGCCAGGGGCUCAGGGCUGCAGGGAGCAGGACAGCCAGCCCCCAUCAGCCCCAGCCCCUGCUGGGCACCAAGGCCACAGUCAUGGGCACCAGGGUAGCAGUGACACCAGUAUAACAUGGAUGGUCCUCCUAGGAGAUGGUCUGCACAACCUCACUGAUGGGCUGGCCAUAGGUGCUGCCUUCUCUGAUGGCUUCUCCAGUGGCCUCAGCACCACCCUAGCAGUGUUCUGCCAUGAGCUGCCCCACGAACUGGGUGACUUUGCAAUGCUGCUCCGGGCAGGGCUGCCCUUUCGGCGGUUACUGCUGCUGAGCCUGGUGUCUGGAGCCCUAGGACUGGGGGGUGCAGGCCUGGGGGUGGGGCUCAGUUUGGGCCCUGUCCCCCUCACUCCCUGGGUGUUUGGGGUCACUGCUGGGGUCUUCCUCUAUGUGGCCCUUGUGGACAUGCUACCAGCCCUGCUGCGUCCUCCUGAGCCCCUCUCUACACUUGAGGUGCUAUUGCAGGGACUGGGGCUGCUGCUAGGGGGCAGCCUCAUGCUCACCAUAGCCCUGCUGGAGGAGCAGCUACGGCCCCUGGUCUCUGAUGGCUGAUGGGGGCCAGUGGAAAGGCGUCCAGCUUGCCCUUCCUUCCCCCCAACCACAGGAAUGGAGGCGGGACACAGGGCCAGUAGGAGCAAUAGGAUUUUAAUAAACAGAACCCAUCCCAAAGCCAUGACUACGACAGUUGUACUUGCACCAAAACAGCAUAGAAAACUAGGAUGUGGUGGGAGGGGGACUCAAAGCAGGUCGGGGAGGACAUGAGUAGGGGCCUGGAGGAUGUAGGGAGCAUCAAUCUGCGGGGAGAGCAUUGUGCUUUAGCCCAGGGAGGAGGGGAAGGGAUGGGGCAAUGCACUGAGGUCUCCACUUUUUCCUGCUGCCCUCAGCACCCUGGGGAUACAGGCAUCUGGGCAGAUCUGCCCUUUAUUGCUGACCACCAGCAUCAAACACCCCCGACCCCAACGCUAGCACCACAGGUGGAUCCAGAGCAGGGAGAAGGGCAGGAAGGGGAAAAUUGCUUAGAGAAAGAUUCAACUAGAAUCCAGUGAAUUGUGCUCAGUUCUCUUUACUUCCUACAACCGAGUACAUGGGUCACAGGGUGGAGGGUGCAACAGGACAUGGAACAUGCCCCUCAGUGCUCCCAACACAC
Molecule: messenger RNA, 2422 nt
Organism: Miniopterus natalensis
Lineage: Eukaryota; Metazoa; Chordata; Mammalia; Chiroptera; Miniopteridae
Gene: SLC39A5
Product: solute carrier family 39 member 5
Biological process (GO): zinc ion import across plasma membrane; intracellular monoatomic cation homeostasis
Cellular component (GO): plasma membrane
Molecular function (GO): monoatomic cation:bicarbonate symporter activity; zinc ion transmembrane transporter activity
Source: RefSeq, a predicted model, not a curated record